GGAUAGGAAAACAAAUGAUGCGGCCAGUCACCUCUCUUCAGUCGCAAAGCUGUUCAGGAGACUCAAUAAUGUUUCUGCUGUUAUCGAUAUAAGUUAAUUCAAAAGUUUUGUGUUAUUUAUUAAAAGAUAAUAAUGGUGGAAGAAGAGUUGAAAGUUCCCGAUGAGCUUUUUAAGGACGUGAAGUUUUAUGUCGUCGGGGAUAUUGACCAAAAGGUGGUGCAGCUGCUGAAGUCAGGAAAAGGAAAGGAAGUGUCCUACAUCGCCCUCGCCACGCACAUCAUCACAGAGGAUGGAGAUAACGCAGAGGUCAGCGAGGCACGCGAGGUCUUCUUCUUACCUGUAGUAAAGCCCACGUGGGUGAUCCUGUCAGUCAGAUGUGGAGACCUGCUGCCUGUCACAGGCUUUUCUCCUGAGUCGGGUCAGUUGUUCUUUGGCGUGCGGGCGUGUUUAUCUAAUCUAAAGGAGGAUCUCAGCACCCUGUGGGCUUUUAUUACGUUUUAUGGAGGAGAUUGUCAACUGAAUUUCAACAAGAAGUGUACACAUCUGGUGGUUCCUGAACCCAAGGGGGCGAAAUACGAGUGCGCACUGAGGUACAGUGGGAUUAAAAUCGUCACCCCGGAGUGGAUCACCGACUCAGUUAAAGACAAGAGCAGGAAGGAUGAGGCGGUUUACCACCCGAGGCUCACCUACUGCGAGGAAGAGGAAGAUGAGGUCAGCGAGGACGAAAACGAGCGCAGUUCGCGCUCCGAAGGAAGCAAGCGCUCUAGCCCCGCCUCGUCGCGAGGGCCGUCACCUUCCAGGUGUCACCGCUCACCCUCUCGGCCUAAAGCCGAGGUCAUGUUCGACGACUCGGACGAAUCGGACAAAGAGGAGCUCAACCUGAACUGGACGCUGUCUAAGCACCGCCUCCAGCCAAGCAAGGACACAGCACUCAUUAACCUGUGUGACAGCGUUCCUCCUGUGCCAGGUAAUGCCCAGGGAACAGAUCGUCCAGAGAUGAUUGGUGGGUGGAAUUCAGGGCCGCGCUCGUUAAGGAAUAUCAAUAAGAGCGGAGAGCAGCAGCAGCAGCAGCAGCAGCAGCAGCAGCUCCCACGACCGGCCAAUGUCGCACAUAUUCUUCAGAGUCUGACUUCUAAAAGCGUGGAACCGCAGGGGAAUCAGACCCAACCUGGCGCCCCGAAUCAGCUUCUCUUCAACUCCACGAAACCUCCACAGCACACAGCACCACAACUUGCUCCUGAAGUGCAGCAGCAGUUACUCCAACACCAGCAACAGCUGCAGCAGCAGCAGCAACAACUACAACAACCGCAGCAGCAGCAAGCACACCCAAUCCCACCACCGCAACAACAGCAGCCACAACAUGCGCAGCAGAUGCUCCAGCAGCAUCCUUUGAUGCACCUGCAGCAGCAGGGCAUGCAAAUACAUCAUCCGCAGCAACAGCAACAACAGCAGCAGCAACAGCAGCAGCAGGCAGGGUUUGCACAAAUCCCCCAACAGCCGCAUCAGUUCCUCCCGCAACAGAUACACCAGCAGAUGUACUCUCAGCAGCAGCAUCAGCAACAGCAGCACAGCUUCCUGCAGCAGCCCCUGCGACCACCGCAGCAGCAACAGCAGCAUCUCCGACCUCCCUUGCAGCAACAACAUCUAUUACAGCAGCAGUUGCUGCAACAAAGGCUCCAGCUGCAACUACAACAACAACAGCAGCAACAACAGCAACCGCAAAAUCAGCAGCAGAUGCACCAGCAGCAUUUGCAACAACAGCAGCAGCAGCAGCAGCAGCAUUUCCUGCAACAGCAGCAACAGCACCUGCAGCAGCAGCAGCAGCAGCAGCAACAACACUUGCAGCAGCAGCAACAAAUGCAGAAUACACAAGCUCUGCAGCAUCAGACGCAGACACCACUGCAGCUUGUGCAGCCGCAUCAACUGCUGGGCCAUGAACCAGGACAGGAGAUUCCUGAAGAUAGCUUCCUGGUGGGAUGCGUCUUCGCCAUCGCUGAUUAUCCAGAGCAGAUGGCCGAUAAGCAGCUACUGGCCACGUGGAAGCGGAUCAUUCAGGCAUACGGAGGCUCUGUAGACUCUGCUCUGAAUCGCUGCACUCACUUACUGUGUGAAAGUCAAGUCAGCAGCAUGUACCUGCAGGCUUUGAGAGAAGGAAAGCGCUGUGUUACGGCUCACUGGCUCAACACGGUGCUGAAGAAGAAGAGGAUGGUUCCUCCUCACCGCACACUCCAUCUGCCUUUCAGUUUCCCUCCUGGAGCCAAACCCUGCUCACAACACAUUAUUUCCGUCACUGGGUUUGUGGACAGCGAUCGAGAGGACUUGAAACUCAUGGCCUACUUAGCUGGAGCUCGCUAUACAGGAUACCUGUGUCGCAGCAACACUGUUCUCAUCUGCAAAGAGCCAAGUGGGCUAAAGUACGAGAAGGCGAAGGAGUGGAGAAUCCCGUGUGUAAAUGCUCAGUGGCUGUGUGACAUCCUGCUGGGAUAUUUCGAGGCCUUACGGCAGAUCCAACACAGCCGAUACACUCAGUUCAACUUAGCUGAACCUCUUGCUCCUAACACACACCAUGUCCAGAAUCUGCUGGCUGCUUGGAGAAAUCCUGUAAAAGUCCCACCGGAGGCGUUGGUGAGCCUCCGUCUGCAGCAGAAACAGAAACAGGCCGAGGGAACCUCACAGCCUCCUGCCAAGAAGCCUAAAAUAGAGGAACUGCCCACGCCGUCUAAAAAGCUUCCUCCGGAGUCGACCCCAUAUGUUUUCUUCACUGGUUUCGAACCUGUGCAGACCCAGCAGUAUAUAAAGAGACUGUACGAGCUCGGCGGUGAAGUGGCGGAGAGUGUGCAAAAGUGCACUCAUCUGGUGGCCAGCAAAGUGAUUCGCACGGUCAAGUUCCUGACGGCCAUCUCCGUCGUUAAGCACAUUGUCACUCCGGAGUGGCUUCAGGAGAGCUGGAAAUGCCAGAAAUUUGUGGAUGAACAGAGUUAUAUGCUGCGGGACGCCGAGGCUGAGGUGCUCUUCUCUUUUAGUCUGGAGGAGUCACUGAAGAAAGCUCAUGCUGCUCCACUCUUCAAGGGUAAAUUCUUCUACAUAACGCCGGGAAUCUGUCCGAGUCUCAGCACCAUGAGAGCCAUCGUGGAGAGCGCCGGAGGGAAACUGCUAUCCAGACAGCCGUCCUUCCGUAAGAUCAUGGAGCACAAGCAGAACAAGAACCUACCGGAGAUCAUCCUCAUCUCAUGCGACAAUGACCUGCAUCUGUGCCGAGAAUAUUUUCUGAAGAACAUCGAAGUUCACAAUGCUGAGUUCAUCCUCACAGGAGUACUGACCCAGACGCUGGACUAUCAAUCGUAUAAAUUCACAUGAUGGGAGGAAGAUCCUCGGGAAGAGAACACUAAACUCUCUGUGUUGGUCGACGCUGAAGGUUCCUUUUUUAUAAAUAUAAAUAUAUAUAUAUAAAAGAAAGACAAUACAAUUUGUUCCUUUGUUAUUUUUUUUGUGUGUUUUUUGUACCAGUUGAAAAGUCUUUUUUUUUUGUAGAAAUUACUGGUGGAAAAAAAAGUUAUUUUUUAUGAUUGUUUUAAAUUAUGGCAAAAUUUCCCUGAUUUGUUUUUGUCUGGAUUUUUGGAAUAAAAGUCUCGUUAUUGUGACCAAACCAAACUCGUUUUAUAUAAAUUACUGUGCAGGAGAAAUAAGAAAAACAAGCAAUAAAAAUCUAUCGUUGUAUUUAAAAUAUUCUUCUACACCUUUGAUAGCUUUUAACUUUCUUUUUGUAAUUCCAAAUGUAUUUUAUAGAAAAACAGUAUUUAAAAAAAAAAAAAAAAGGCAGGGAUUUCUCCACGGUCCAAUCAGCCGCCCCAAAUUUUCUGUUAUUUAGAAUUAUUUCUUUAUUUCUUUAUUUCUUUUAUUAUUUGCCAUUUAAUUAAAUUGUAUGCAGUCUUUUUAUGCCAUUUUCUGUAACUGCUGUCUGGUGAUCAUACGUUACGGUAUUCCUUUCUCUGAGAAGGAUUGCUCCAAACUCAGGAAGGCAGAAGGAGGAAUAAAAAGGUACUUUUGUUUUUAAAGAACAAUUUCCAAACUUUAGUACAUUAUUGUAAUGGUUUAUAAUGU
Molecule: messenger RNA, 4101 nt
Organism: Hemibagrus wyckioides
Lineage: Eukaryota; Metazoa; Chordata; Actinopteri; Siluriformes; Bagridae
Gene: paxip1
Product: PAX interacting (with transcription-activation domain) protein 1
Exons: 21
Coding region: 133-3357 (1074 amino acids)
Biological process (GO): positive regulation of transcription initiation by RNA polymerase II
Cellular component (GO): nucleus
Source: RefSeq, a predicted model, not a curated record